This is a messenger RNA of Sciurus carolinensis (gray squirrel), 5515 nucleotides long. RefSeq names its product collagen type IV alpha 3 chain (gene Col4a3). Gene Ontology annotation, cellular component: basement membrane; collagen trimer. Gene Ontology annotation, molecular function: extracellular matrix structural constituent. Lineage: Eukaryota; Metazoa; Chordata; Mammalia; Rodentia; Sciuridae. The record is from RefSeq and is a predicted model, not a curated record.
UGCAGACGCCCGGCGCGCCUCCCGCUUAAUCUGGGCAGGGCCGGUGGCCACUCCCUCCACCCUGUGCAGCCACCUCCCCACCGCACACACCCCCCAAUUCCUCACCUCCGACCCGCACCUCCUUACCCCACCUGGGCCCCGGGACCUUUGGAGCAUCACCUCCUGAACCCCUAUCCUGAAUGGGCGCCCACCUGCCCCGCAGUCGCCCAGCCCUUUCUCGCUUCCUGGGCACGAUGCCCAGUAGAAGGGACAGUGCCUGGUGAGUUGGGAGGGAGAGGGACGAGGGCGGGACCUGAGCCACUUCUUCCCUCCCUUGGAGCCACAACCAAAGCCUGGGUGGGGAGGGACGGACGGCGCGGCUGAGCCCUACAAAACCCGUCCGGGAGGGCUGGCCCAGCGAGCUGCACACCAGGGGCUUCCCAGCCCGCACCGCGCAGGGGACGCGGUCGCCUGAGCGCCUGUGGGUCCCUGGACACACUGGAACCCAGAGCCGGCGUCCACUAUGCGCCUCGGCUCCUUGCGGAGGCCGCCGGCCCUCCUCCUUCGACUCCUGCUGGUGCUCCUGGCGGCCGCGCCUGCGGCGAGCAAGGGCUGUGUCUGUAAAGACAAAGGCCAGUGCUUCUGCGACGGCGUCAAAGGGGAAAAGGGGGAGAAAGGCUUUCCUGGACCCCCUGGUUCACCUGGCCAGAAAGGAUUUCCAGGUCCUGAAGGCUUGCCUGGACCACAGGGACCCAAGGGUUGUCCAGGACGUACAGGACUCACUGGUCCCAAAGGUGUAAGGGGAAUAACUGGAUUACCAGGAUUUUCAGGCCCUCCUGGACUUCCAGGCAUCCCAGGUCAUCCUGGGCCUUAUGGACUUGCUGGUUUGCCAGGGUGCAAUGGCUCCAAGGGGGACCGAGGAUUUCCAGGACUUCCAGGGACACCAGGCUACCCAGGGGUCCCAGGUGCUCCUGGCCUGAAAGGACAAAAGGGUGUUCCUGCUAAAGGAGAAGAUAGAGAACUCAAUGGAAGAGGUGACCCUGGGCUGCCAGGACCCCCAGGAUUCCAGGGUUUGCCAGGCCCCCCAGGUUUUCCAGGACCUAUGGGCCCACCUGGUCCUCCAGGAUUCCUUGGCUUUCCAGGAGCUUCAGGACCUAGAGGGCCUAAGGGUCACAUGGGCGAUAAUGUGAUAGGGCAAAAAGGAGAACAGGGUGUGAAAGGAUUAACAGGACCCCCUGGACCACCAGGAACAGUUAUUGUGACGCUGACUGGCCCAGACAACAGAACGGACCUCAAGGGGGAGAAGGGAGACAAAGGAGCCAUGGGAGAACCUGGACCUCCCGGAUCCCCAGGACCACCUGGAGAAUCAUACGGAUCUGCAAAAGGUGCUCCUGGAGAACCUGGCUCACAGGGAAAACCUGGUAAAGGUGGUACCCCUGGCUUCCCUGGCACUGAGGGAGCCAAGGGCAACAGGGGCUUCCCUGGGUUAAGGGGUGAAGAUGGCAUUAAGGGUUGGAAAGGGGACAUUGGCCCUCCAGGAUUUCGUGGUCCAACAGAAUAUUAUGAUGCAUACCAGGAAAAGGGAGAUGAAGGAAUUCCAGGCCCACCAGGACCCAAAGGAACUCGUGGCCCUCAGGGUCCCCAUGGUCCCCCUGGAGUUCCUGGAAGUCCUGGAUCAUCAAGUCCUGGCCUCAGAGGAGCCCCUGGGUGGCCUGGCUCGAAAGGAAGCAAAGGGGAGCGAGGCCCCCCAGGAAAGGUCACAGUGGGGCUCCCUGGGGCCCCUGGCUGUCCUGGUUCACCAGGCCCUGCAGGGUCACCAGGACCUCCAGGACCUCCAGGUGACACCAUUUUUCGCAAGGGUCCACCUGGUGAUCAUGGCCUGCCAGGUCAUCUAGGGCCUCCGGGAGUCCCAGGAGUCGAUGGACCCAAAGGAGAACCAGGCCUGCUGUGCAUAGAGUGCCCCUAUAUUCCAGGGCCCCCUGGCCUCCCAGGAGUGCCAGGGCUGGAUGGUGUCAAAGGAAUCCCAGGAGGACGAGGUGUGACUGGACUGAAAGGAAGCCCAGGGUCCCCAGGAAGUGCGGGUCUUCCAGGAUUUCCAGGAUUCCCAGGAGCCCAGGGAGAUCCUGGACUUAAAGGAAGAAAAGGUGAAACAUCUCAGCCCCGGGGGCCAGUGGGUGCCCCAGGGGAUCCCGGACUCAGAGGGCAACCAGGGAGAAAGGGCUUGGAUGGAAUUCCUGGAACUCCAGGAGCUAAAGGAUUACCAGGACCUCGAGGAGAACCGGCCUUGAGUGGUGAGAAGGGGGACCGGGGUCCUCCAGGGGAUCCGGGUUCCCCUGGGUCCCCAGGAUCUGCAGGACCCGCUGGACCACCUGGCUAUGGACCCCAGGGAGAGCCAGGUCCAAAGGGCACCCAAGGAAUUCCUGGAGCCCCUGGACCACCUGGAGAAGCCGGUCCUAAGGGAGAAUCCAGUGUUUCAACACCGGUCCCAGGCCCCCCAGGACCUCCAGGGCGCCCUGGCCAUGCUGGUCCCCCAGGUCCACCUGGUAUCCGUGGAUCCAUGGGGAAAUGUAAUCCUGGUCUUCCUGGACCUGAUGGUGAACCAGGAAUUCCAGGAAUUGGAUUUCCUGGACCUCCCGGACCUAAGGGAGAUCAAGGUUUUCCAGGAACAAAAGGAUCACCAGGUUGUCCUGGGAAAAUGGGAGAGCCCGGGUUAGCUGGACAGCCAGGCUUCCCAGGAGCCAAGGGAGAACCAGCACUAGCCAGGCCUGGAGAACCAGGAAAACCAGGUUUUCCAGGAGAAAGAGGCAAUUCUGGGGAAAAUGGAGAAAUUGGACUCCCUGGACUUCCAGGUCUCCCUGGAAUUCCAGGAAAAGAAGGGCUUGAUGGACCACGAGGAGAUCCAGGGCAGCCUGGGCCACCUGGAGAAAGAGGACCUCCAGGAAGGUGCCUAGAGGGCCCCAGAGGAGCCCAAGGACUUCCAGGUCUAAAUGGAUUGCAAGGGCAACCAGGCAGAAGAGGAAGAACAGGGCCAAAGGGAGACCCAGGCAUUCCAGGCUUGGAUAGGUCAGGAUUCCCUGGAGAACCUGGCCAACCAGGAAAACCAGGUCAUCCAGGUGAGAUGGGACCACCUGGUCACAAAGGAUAUCCAGGAACUCCCGGAUUUUUAGGACCACCAGGUGGAAGGGGCAUGGUUGGGUCGAUGGGCCAUCCUGGAGCCACUGGCCCUCCGGGGCCUCCUGGGAACCCAGGCAUUCAGGGGCAGAAGGGUAGCCUCGGAAUACCAGGAAUAAAGGGUGAGAGAGGACCUCCCGGAGCCAGAGGGGAGCAAGGAGACAAAGGAAACCAGGGUCCUUCGCAAAUAGUCCACUUAAUGGGAGACAAAGGAGAACCAGGGCCCAAGGGGUUUGCAGGAAAUCCAGGUGAGAAAGGAAACAGAGGCAUUCCAGGGUUUCCAGGUUUAAAAGGCCGUGAAGGACCAUCUGGACCCCCAGGACCACCAGGCCCUCGGGGAGAUCCAGGAAGCCCUGGGAAUCCUGGAGAACCAGGACCACGUGGUGUGCCAGGAAGCAUGGGGAACAUGGGUGUGCCAGGUUCUAAAGGAAAAAGAGGACCUUUAGGACUUCCAGGUCUUGCUGGAAGACCAGGCUUCCCAGGUACUCAUGGUCUCCAAGGAGAUAAGGGAGAACCAGGUUACUCAAAAGACACAAAACCAGGACCACCAGGACCAAAGGGGGAUCCAGGAUUGCCAGGUGACGUGGGAAAGAAAGGAGAAAGAGGGCCCCCUGGCCUGCCUGGAACAUCAGGGCCUGCUGGACCUGAGGGAGCCCCCGGAAGUCCAGGAAAUCCUGGCCACCCAGGAAAGCCAGGUCCUGAUGGUGACUUGGGACUUAAAGGAAUCAAAGGUUUCCCAGGCCGUCCAGGAAUAAAAGGCCCUCCAGGUCUUCCAGGAUUCCCAGACUUCCUGGACCAAUAGGUGGUAAGAGGUAACCAAGGACAUGAUGGAAUUCCUGGUCCAGCUGGAGAAAAAGGAGAAACAGGCUUGCUGAGGGCCCAUCCAGGUCCAAGAGGGAACCCAGGUGCUCCAGGUGCCAAGGGAGACAGGGGAGCCCCUGGCUGGCCUGGCCUUCCUGGCAGGAAGGGAACCAUGGGAGAUGUUGGGCCUCAAGGACCCAUUGGCAUAAGAGGACCCCCAGGGCCACCAGGUCAGCCUGGGGCAAUCAUCCCUGGCCAGAAAGGAAAUCGUGGUCCACCAGGUUCAAGAGGAAAUCCAGGUGAUCCAGGUCCCCCCGGACCUCCAGGGAGUCAUGUAAAAGGCAUAAAAGGUGACAAAGGAUUUAUGGGCCAGCCUGGCCCAAAAGGUCCACCUGGAACUAUAGGGGAUACAGGGCCACCAGGUCAUCCGGGAGCACCAGGUACCCCAGGUCUUCCAGGGCUCAGAGGUGAUCCUGGGUUCCAUGGAUUUCCAGGCAUGAAAGGAGAGAAGGGUGAUCCAGGAUUUCUGGGAACAGUUGGACCUCCAGGACCAAUUGGGCCAAGAGGACCACCUGGUGCACGUGGAGAUCCUGGCACACUUAAGGUCAUCUCCCUUCCAGGAAGCCCAGGGCCACCUGGCCCACCUGGACAACCAGGGAUGCAAGGAGACCCUGGGCCAGCGGGGUCACCAGGAAACCCAGGACCCUGUGGGCCAAGAGGUAAACCUGGCAAGGAUGGAAAACCAGGAACUCCCGGACCACCUGGAGAAAAAGGCCACAAAGGCCACAAAGGAGAGCCAGGACCACCUGGAUCAGAUGGAUUGCCAGGUUUGAAGGGAAAACCCGGAGAUCCAGGCUUGCCUGCAACCGAGACAAGGAGGAGGGGCUUUGUCUUCACGCGUCACAGUCAAGCGACAAAGAUCCCCUCAUGUCCAGAAGGGACAGAGCCUCUCUACAGUGGGUUUUCUCUUCUCUUUGUACAAGGGAACGAGCAAGCCCAUGGACAAGACCUUGGAACUCUUGGGAGCUGUCUGCAGCGAUUUACCACGAUGCCAUUCUUAUUCUGUGACAUCAAUGAAAUAUGUAAUUUUGCAUCUCGGAAUGAUUAUUCAUACUGGCUGUCAACACCAGCUCUGAUGCCAAUGAACAUGACUCCAAUUACUGGCAGAGCCCUGGAGCCUUUUAUUAGCAGAUGCACCGUUUGUGAAGGUCCUGCGAUGACCAUAGCUGUUCACAGCCAAACCACCACCAUCCCCCCAUGUCCCCAUGGCUGGGUUUCCCUCUGGAAAGGAUUUUCUUUCAUCAUGUUCACAAGUGCAGGUUCUGAGGGCGCUGGGCAAGCACUGGCAUCCCCUGGCUCCUGCUUGGAGGAAUUCCGAGCCAGUCCGUUUAUAGAAUGUCAUGGAAGAGGAACAUGCAACUACUAUUCCAAUUCCUACAGUUUCUGGUUGGCUUCAUUAAACCCAGAAAGAAUGUUCAGAAAACCUGUUCCAUCAACUGUGAAAGCUGGGGAGUUAGAAAAAAUAAUAAGUCGCUGUCGGGUGUGCAUGAAGAAAAGACACUGA